Mesocestoides corti is the source of this 1905-nucleotide messenger RNA. The record is from the annotation of a GenBank genome assembly. NCBI's taxonomy places the organism in Eukaryota, Metazoa, Platyhelminthes, Cestoda, Cyclophyllidea, Mesocestoididae.
AUGGAAGGGUCUCCUGAACCAAAUCCAGUGGGGGGGGAAGUGUCCCGUCGGCUGAACAUUCGGCUGGAUUUUGGCGUGUGCGAGGCUGCGAAACUGUCAGGUCUUGAAGCCACAGCCAAUGGGAUAAUCGGUCCCAAACGACACUCGACCGUGGGUAAUUCCGUGGAGUGUGAGAAGAGAAGGGGGGAGGGGGAGGUAUGGAGCCUCAAGCAGCAGACCACCGCGUCUCUCCACCACCUCCACCGCCUCGUUCUUGUGGGUGGUCUCGCUUCAAAUGAACGCACGCACACACACACAAAAAUUCGGCUCUUCACCACCGAGGCAGACGGAGGCAAGGCGAGACCACCCAAAUCGACGUAUCAGACAGCUGUCGCAGCGGCGUUCAAACCCUCCCGCCACUCUUUUUGUUCGGGAUGGGCUACAGCUCGCCUCGCCCUGGCAACUCUCAAACCGCAUGUUGCAUGCAGCGUGCAUACAGUCGACCGCAAGUGUUAUUCAACCGGUGGACGAGCGACAUUUCGGACAUGGAUAGAGAAUCACGGUUCCCUUUUGAGAUUUCAAGGGAAGUUGUAUCUUGAAGCACCUCCCAGUUUUGAAUUCUCGUUCGUAGAGUUGAAGCUGGAGGUGUCGCCAGUGUUCCACAAAGAUUUAAUCGUGGGCAUGGCCAAAUGGGCGAUUUUGGAGUCUAGACUGGACGUCGUGAAGGCAGAGUGGUUCCAGUUACUUCGAGCGUUUGCGAGAAGGAAUCUCACUAAGGCAGCUGGAAUAGAAUCAGGGGACACAUGCGUCGUCAAAGACAAACACUGCCGGCCGUGGACGUCACUUCAAAAGCCCCAAUUAAUGUUCCAGGGGUCGAACCCAGUGCAUCCUCAGGCCCCACCGGUCAUGGACUAUCCCGUCCCCCCAGAAUCUGUUCACCCCCUAUUCGCAUCUUCCCACCCGCAAGCUGCAGCUCAACCCCACGAGGUGGCCCCCUACUGGGACUGUAAGACGUACACCAGUCUGGAUGCUGCACGGUCCACCUCAUCGCCAUUUCUUCCCUACAACCAGAUCGCGGAGACGCCGCCACCACUGCUCUAUCCCGAGGACGGCUCCAUCGACACCCGGCUUCGAUCGGAGGAGUGUGAAGGUCGGCUAUCGCCCACACCCGGCUACGCCCUCGGAAGAGGGUACGCCGGAUAUGCAACAGGGUAUCCACAGCAGGGUGCAAUGUGCAUGGCUUGCCUGAACGCGGGAUCCCCGUGUGGACUGCACCGAUGCCACCCCCAGCCACCGCUGCCCCCUCCUCAUCGUCUUCCACCGCCACCGCCGCCACCGCCACCUCCUCCUCCACCGGCAUUUCAGGAACUUCGUGGCACGAAGGGAGGCAGUCCUUUUAUGGGACGUCCGCCAAUGGGCACCUUGGUGCCUUCGCAGAUGGUGCCACAUCCUGGUUUGCCCAGCGGGCGUUACAGUCUGGCUUGUUUGAUUGCACGAGAUGGUAUUCUCACUAGAACCACGAAGUCAGCUCAGGUUGCCGUGUUAAUUGGGUCAAUGAGGAGUGAGAUGGAUCUGACGCUACCGUGGCGGACGAGGCGGCAGCAGUUUUGCAUGGCAACAUGAGAGGGAUUGGCCAAUGAGCGUGUCCGACGUAAGGCAGAGGGACCUGUGUCCCUCGAAUGCACUUUUGUUGGUGAAACAACGCUCGUGGACACGGUUGGAAGUUGGCACCGUCGCGAUGGGAGAAAGUGGGGAUUGUGGCUGGAAACCUUCGACACGGUCUCCUCAUCUACCCAUGCUCCCAACCACCCAUUCAAUCGAUCAGCACUCUCUGUUGAGGAAAUCGACCAAGUGUGUACAAGAUGUUAUCAGUCGGGUUUCCACAUCCACAGUGGUGUUCCACGAACACUCGCAGAUAAUCCGUGA